Molecule: messenger RNA, 2586 nt
Organism: Aspergillus bombycis
Lineage: Eukaryota; Fungi; Ascomycota; Eurotiomycetes; Eurotiales; Aspergillaceae
Exons: 8
Coding region: 1-2586 (861 amino acids)
Biological process (GO): septin cytoskeleton organization
Cellular component (GO): endocytic vesicle; plasma membrane; cell division site
Source: RefSeq, a predicted model, not a curated record
AUGAUGGAUCUCUCACGGCAGGAGUAUCCAGCUUUGCUGGCCUCUUUGCAGCCAGGCCAAGCCACCGGUGUUCUCAACGACCGCAUUCGCCUCAUUAACAAGAUUAAUGCCGACAUCGCGGAUUGGUUACAGGAGCGACGCCGCGUCGAAGAAGCAUACGCUCAAGGGUUACGGAAACUUGCGACACGGCAGCAACUGGACAAUGGAGCAGCACUAGGAAUAUUCCAGAUACCAUGGCAACGCAUCGUCAAUGCCACGGAAAUGGUGGCCUCGUCGCACGAGACCUUCGCACAGAAGAUUGAGGAAGAUGUGGAACGCCCUCUUAGGGAUUACCACGCCAAGAACCGCGAAUUGGCAUCUUUGCCUGGAGUCCAGAGCGAUCUUGCAACUCUUGCGAAGAAUCUGGAGGCAUCGCUCAAGAAGGUAGAGAAAGCUAGAGAGAAAGGCCCGAAGGGUGCAGAUAAGCUGGCUGGUGCGGUUGCUACCUCUGAAGGGGUUAGACAGGAAUGGGAGUCCAGGGCACCUUUCGCUUUUGAGCAGCUCCAAGCAGCUGAUGAGAGUCGACUCAACCAUCUGCGAGAUGCGCUCACCCAGCUGGAGACUCAUGAGUCGGAUCAGGUUGAGCGUUGUCGUCAAGCGACAGAAACUUGUUUAAAUGUGCUUCUCAACGUGGAGACUGCAGACGAAAUAAAAACAUUUGCCGAAAAGGUUAAUGGGGGAAGGCCGGUUGUAUUGAGGCAACAGACUUCUCCUACCCCUGCAGCACCUUCUGGACCACCGCCACGCCUUCAUGAUGACACUGCCAGCCAAUUCUCAGAGACCUCUGGCCCCGUCAGGACGCCCCCUGCACCUGAGCCCCAACCCCGCCAUAGCACACCCCUCGGCGGACUCAAGCGAUUAGGUACCGUCAUGAAUAGAAGGAAGAGCAUAAUACAACCCUCCGGAGGGGCUGCAUUCUUUUCGGAUAAGAAACACCGCAGCCCUUUUGCGUCUUUCAAGCGGGGAGACUCUCGUGACAUGCAAAUCCCCGAGUCAUUACCGGAUGAGGAACGCCCAGGUACUGCACUGACUACUCAGGAAAACCACAAUGAAGUUACACGUAUCCCCAGCGAAACCAAUGACCAUUCCGGCCACAGUACGAUGCCCUCCGUCCCGGCCACUCAUUCAGUACCAACAACUGCGAACGGGACAACAUCCCCAGAGCCUCCUGCUGAGACAGGUAUCGCUAUUAGUGACUCAAACCAGCCACGGGUCGACUCCGAAGGGUUCUCGGAACCACCUCAGACUAUCGACGAGAUCACUCGUGCACAGAGAGAAGCAGCUGGUAUGGAAGAGGCUGGGAUCAAUCUAACAAUUCGGGAUCAGCCUAUAUUCGAAGAUGAAGAUCAAGCCAAGCAGGCAAUGGAUGAUAUGGCUAAUCAGUUGAGACUGCGAGCCCAGCAAACUGGCGUGCGUCGUAAUGUAGGGACCUUGCGCGGUCGGCGUGACGUCCGUAACACAGUUUUCAUUCCUAAUCCACCGCAAGGUAGUGAUGUUCCCACUCUACCAUCUGGGUCUGACGUCUCUAUUCCGGUCUCGCCGGGUCUCCCUUCAAAGCAUGCGGCUUCUCCUAGCAUUGCAACAGAUGAUCAUGCUCUGUCGGAUACGACCUCGGUUCGCUCUGGGCACACCUUGCACGGUAGCUCGGGUGCAGUUGCACACCCUGAUCUCCACGAACCAGGACUGAACGCGUCUAUCAUUGAAACGGUUAAUGCAUGGUUCUUCGACGGUGUUGUCACCAAGUCAUCCGUCAUCGGAGAGCUUGCAUUGGCCUACAACGGAACCCCCGAGGCGAACACCACAGUUCGUUUAGAGAAUUUCCAGGUGCUGGAGAAGGUAGCUGCAAAUCCUCAUUUUGUGAAUGAGGAGAAGGAUAAGGAUCUAUCGGAUGAAAAAAGAGGACAAUACAUCAUACAUAUCCCCACAAUUGCUCGCCCCUCACCAACAGUGGCUUUCAAGUACCAACUUCAUGUUGACGCAUCCGACUCUUCCGCCUACUGUCCGGUUAUCUUCAAACCUGUAUGGAACAUUGAGGAACAUCAGGCUAGCGUCAUCAUUUUCUAUUCCUUGAAUCCAUCAUUCACAUCUUCCGCACCAAAAGAAUCAGUCACCCUCAAGAAUCUGGUUCUGACAGUGAACCUGGAUACAUCUCCUGAAGAGGGCCGAGAAGUGGCCCAUGCUACGAAUGCUGUCAUGUAUCCUAAUACGGGGGCGUCCUUCCGUCGCAAGCACUCGGCGGUGACCUGGAAGUUGCCUGAGUUCGAAGUUAAAGCUGGAUCUGACGGCAAGUUGCUGGUUCGAUUCUCAACGGCAACUAGUUGGCCAAGAAAAGGGAAGGUCGACGCGAAAUUCGAGGUGAACACUCUCGAUGCUGGCUCUCGGCUGGGAAUCAGCGUUGCGUCACCAGCAGAGGCGAGUACGCCAAAGGGAUCUGAUCCUUUUGCGGACGAAGACUCCGCUGCACAUGACGAUACCCAACCCUCCCUAACAUGGAAAGAAGUCCCUACUGCUCGCAAGCUGGUUGGAGGCAAAUAUGUCUCAUCUUAG